AUGGACGACAACAGGGGCCAGAGGAGGCAGAAUGAACCGCCUAUCUAUUCCGCUUCGAGCUCACGACACCACCAAUCGCUGCAUGACCGAUCACAACCACGACAGCCUUUCCCAGGCGCCGCGGAGGAUAGGUUCAGGCCCGCGCCGCUCCAAACAUCAGCUUCCGGGGCGGCGCGGGGAAUGGGGGGCUCGAGUUACAGCGGAUACUACCAGGACACUUCGGCGACAGGUUUCCCGACGACGGCCAUGCCGCAAGGGGCCAUGAGCUAUCACCACUCAGCUGCCGACUACGGACAGCCGGACUCGCGACAAACCCAGAGCUUCGGAGGAACUUACACACCAGCCAUGAUGUACAACGUGCAGCAGACGGGCGGGCCACAGAGCGCGGCCGUGUACGAUGCUAGCCAACAGUUUCCCUCGCGGCAGGCUGCAGGACUGCCGAUGAUGACGACGGAUGUCACGGCCCCUUACUUCUCGAGCGAGCCAGCCAAUCCCACCGCGGCUACCUCCGCCUUGCAGGCCCAGACCGCGUCGUCCAGCACGCCUCAGGUAUAUCAGCAGCCCGGCUUGCAUGCCGGCUAUUCCACCGGCAGCAUGGCCGCCAUUGGAGGCAUGACCACCCAGACUACUGCCGCAGGCGACGUCAGAAUGGAGGAGGAGUACCAUCAUGCCCAGUCAGCUGGGGGGUUGGAUGAGGCCUACGCUCAGUACCAGACUGCGCUGAAAGAAGUUUUUACAAACAUAAAAAACGGCAUCCUAGCGACGGCGAGCGAAUCGCUGCUCAACGUCUCGGACUGGCUGCUGUCUCAUGUCGUUGAGCUAGGCCUCACCUCUGACGACCAGAAUCUCCACGGAGAACGGAUCAAGUUGUGGAACGACUUCAACCAUGCGUGGCUGGCGAUGUUCCAACGUCAAAAGGAAAUGUUGCAGGCGGAGCAGCCACCGCCGCGGCCCCAGACUAUGAUUUCGCAGGAAGGAUUGAUUAAGAUGGGCAAAGAGCUCGUGAGGCUCUGCGAUAGUAUCGAGCGGCACGGCCUGGUCGAUUACCAGUAUGGUGUUUGGGAGGAGCAAAUCAUUGACAUCCUGGACGAGUGUCUUACUCUUUACGAGGCCCAACAAUCCAACACUUCUGGAGGUGGGGGCGAUGGUGCCUCUAGCUCUCGCCGUCGUUGA
Molecule: messenger RNA, 1173 nt
Organism: Thermochaetoides thermophila DSM 1495
Lineage: Eukaryota; Fungi; Ascomycota; Sordariomycetes; Sordariales; Chaetomiaceae
Exons: 3
Coding region: 1-1173 (390 amino acids)
Source: RefSeq, a predicted model, not a curated record